Messenger RNA from Salpingoeca rosetta, 1297 nucleotides. RefSeq lists its product as uncharacterized. The transcript is spliced from 5 exons. Bases 34 to 1011 code for a protein of 325 amino acids. Lineage: Eukaryota; Choanoflagellata; Craspedida; Salpingoecidae. The record is from RefSeq and is a predicted model, not a curated record.
GUUGCGGCGGCCGCCACAGCUGCGGGGAGGGGGAUGGCGACGUCGGGAGGCUCAAUGGCAGCAGUGGCAACGAGGAGUGUGCAGGGGGAAAGCUAUGGUGCUCUUGAGCGCUCACGCCCUCCUCGGUGGCAGCCAGGAAGACAACAACAGGUGCGAUCGCAGGCGCAUGUCGCUUACCAGGCCAGCGUGCUGGGCUGGCAGUUUGACUUUGAGACGCCAGAGUCCUGGCUUGAGACACAGGCGAUCCCAGACCUGCGCGAGCAGCUGAUGGAGGACGGUUUCCUGCAGAUCAACGGCGUUCUUACGCCGCGCGAGCUGAAGCUGUACAAGCGCCUGUACAAGGCGUUCCUCAACGGCACCAUCGACAGCGAGCUGCAUCGGCACGAUCUUGGGUCUCAUCAGCCCGCACAGACAAACGAGCACGAAAACGUCAUGCAGAUUAUGUGGCCCAGCGACUACGUCAAGCACCUCGCCCAAGGUGCAAUUCACUCCCGGACAGCACUUCUGGCGCGUGUGCUUGUUGGUGAUGAGAUGACAUUCGACUUUGACAUGCUCAUCGCCAAGGGACCGCACACCAACACUGCCGUGCCAUGGCACCAGGACCAGGCGUACUGGCCUGACCUCCCAGAUACCCGCGCCCUCUCAUUCUGGGUGGCCAUCGACGAGGCGACACCAAGCAACGGUUGCAUGCAGUUUGUCCCUGGAAGCCAUCUUGCUCCUCUGCAUCCACACGUGCCUGCAAGCGAGGGACAUCACGUCCUCUCCACAACACAGGACAUUGAUGAUAGCAAACGUUGUGUGAUUCCGUUGCCUGCAGGCUCGUGCACGGCCCACUUUGGGAACACAUUGCACGGGACGGGCGGCAACACAACGGAUGCUUGGCGUCGUGCCUUCAUCGUCAACUACAGGCCGUGGGCCAUGGUGCAGUUUAUGCGGCAGCGCGGCUUUGAUCACGGCCGUGCAGGCGUCAACAGCGCCGGCGAGAGCAGAGAGCACGGCCAAGUGGUGUGACGACGACACCCGACACACCUCCGGUGGCAGCAUUGCCCAUCCACUAUUCUCCGUCUCCGAACCACUGCCGCAACGGCUGCUCUGGCCAAGCAGUGUCAUGCACGGCGAUGGCGCCGCGUUGCAGGCCUGCCGUUGUGCGCUUUCCCAUUCUGUUCAUAGUCAGCCACACUCGUGGUGUGCCACAACAUCCCUCACAUCACACGAACAAGUCAGCACGUGUCCAUUCACCACUCUGUUUUGCUAAUUGGGUUUCUGUCAGGGGUCGCACUCAAAAUAAACAAACAGC